AUGAAUAUUCUUGCCUGGAAUGUGAGAGGGCUAGGCUCAGCCUCAAAGAGAGCCACCAUAAAAGACACGAUCACGUCUUUAUGUCCUGAUAUUGUUAUUCUUUCUGAAACAAAAUCAUCUUCUAUCAACAACAAAUUUAUUAAAUCUCUGUGGAGCUCCAUUAGCAUAGCUUGGGCUUCUCUCGAUGCCUCAGGUGCUUCAGGCGGUAUUAUUCUCCUUUGGGAUCAGCUCUCUACUUCGGCUGUUGAGGUUAUCUGUGGGCACUUCUCUAUAUCUGUUCAUUUUAAGUUGGCUGAUAACUUCACAUGGUGGCUUACAGGUGUCUACAGCCCUGUAAAACAAAAGAAGAGGAAACUUUUUUGGCAGGAGCUCUUUGACCUUAACGGGCUCUGUGGACCUAUAUGGCUUUUAGGAGAAGACUUCAAUAUAUAUAGAUGGAGCCACGAAACUUCUUCAGCAAAUCCUCCACAAACUGGUAUGAACAAAUUUAACCAUUUUAUUGAUUUUGCAGGGCUUAUAGACCCUUUUAUGAACAAUGGCCAAUACACAUGGUCGAACUUGAGACCUCACAUAGUGCUCUCCAGAAUCAAUCGCUUCCUAUACUCCAAAGGUUGGAGUGAUAAGUUUUCUCAUCAUCACAUUAAGAGGCUGCCUAGAGCUUGUUCUGAUCACUACCCCAUCCUAUUGGAGCCGCCCAAUCAACAAUGGGGUCAUUGCCCGUUCCGCUUGGAAAAUCUAUGGCUUCAAGACAAACAUUUUCAGCAGCACAUUGAAGCAAUCUGGUCCUCUGGUUCGUCCGAUGGUUAUCUGGGGUAUGCUUUAAUUAAAAAGCUCAACACUUUAGCCCAAGAUAUUAAGCGAUUGAGAAAGAAUUUUGGACCAAAUAUCCCAAGAGAGAAAGCCAAAAUUAUGGAGAAAAUUCUUUCAAUUGAUAAACAGGAAGAGACUGGCUUCAUUGAUAAAACAGAUUGCCACCUUUGA
This is a messenger RNA of Momordica charantia (bitter melon), 981 nucleotides long. The record is from RefSeq and is a predicted model, not a curated record. NCBI's taxonomy places the organism in Eukaryota, Viridiplantae, Streptophyta, Magnoliopsida, Cucurbitales, Cucurbitaceae.